GACGGUACAAAAACGUACGAUGCAUGUUAUACUGGAAAUUCUGUGGCUGCUGCUUGUUAUUUUCUAUUCAUACUUGGAAUCCUUUGUUAAACUCUUCAUUCCACUGAAAAGGAAGUGUGUGAAAGGAGAAAUUGUGCUAAUCACAGGGGCUGGACACGGAAUAGGAAAGAUUACAGCGAAAAUAUUUGAUGAACUUCAAAGUGUGCUGGUUUUGUGGGAUAUAAACAAGCAAGGACUUGAGGAAACUGCUGCAGAAUGCAGGAAGAGUGGAGCUACAGUUUAUACCUAUGUUGUGGACUGCAGCAAGCGUGAAGAAAUCAACACAGCGGCCAACAAGGUAAAGCAAGAGGUUGGAGAUGUUACAAUCUUACUAAACAAUGCGGGAGUUAUCUUCUGUGCUGAUGUCCUAACGCUACAGGACCAACAAAUUGAAAAAAUAUUUGAAGUAAACAUACUUGCUCAUUUUUGGACCACAAGAGCUUUUUUACCAUCGAUGCUAAGGAACAAUCACGGACACAUUGUUACUGUUGCUUCAUCAGCAGGUUUUGUUGGUGUUCCAUUCAUGGUAGACUAUUGCUCUACCAAGUUUGCUGCACUUGGUUAUCAUAAGGCACUGACAGCCGAAUUAUCAGCAUUGGGAAAGUCUGGUAUCAAAACAUCAUGUCUUUGUCCUGUUUUUGUUGACACUGGCUUCGUGAAAAACCCAAGCACAAGAUUUGCUCCUGUAUUGCAGCCUGAAGAUGUGGCGCGAACACUGGUGGAUGGUAUUCUGAUCAAUAAAAAGAUGAUUUGUAUUCCUCCUACUGUUUCAGUACUCCCAGUGUUGCAGUUCUUUCUUCCAGAACGUGCUUUGAAUGCUUUGAAUGAAUUUCAGAGUAUAAAGUUUGAAGCCAAAGUUCACAGCAGAGAUAAGGAUAAGUAGAUCUGCUUUCAUGUGUUCACUGCACCAUCAAGGGACAGUUUAUGGAACUGUGUGUCACCAACUGCUGACACACACACAUUUAUUACAGAUGACUAAUAAAUUUACAAGAUUCAA
Messenger RNA from Xenopus laevis (African clawed frog), 1036 nucleotides. RefSeq names its product hydroxysteroid (17-beta) dehydrogenase 11 L homeolog (gene hsd17b11.L). The record is from RefSeq and is marked provisional. Gene Ontology annotation, cellular component: lipid droplet; endoplasmic reticulum. Lineage: Eukaryota; Metazoa; Chordata; Amphibia; Anura; Pipidae. The transcript has 7 exons. Bases 20 to 922 code for a protein of 300 amino acids. Gene Ontology annotation, molecular function: steroid dehydrogenase activity; estradiol 17-beta-dehydrogenase [NAD(P)+] activity; oxidoreductase activity, acting on the CH-OH group of donors, NAD or NADP as acceptor.